Molecule: messenger RNA, 1263 nt
Organism: Atta colombica
Lineage: Eukaryota; Metazoa; Arthropoda; Insecta; Hymenoptera; Formicidae
Source: RefSeq, a predicted model, not a curated record
AUGCAUCGAGCAGCUCGAAGAACUUUGUCGUGCCAAGCGCCCGCACCUCGUCGUUGGACACAGACAAUCCUCGGUGGCAAGGAUCACACGACUCGCGGAUGCAAAGAAACGUCGCAAUUGGAGCGACGUUUCGUGCACAUUGGUGACGAAUACGCGAAUGGCGAGUACGUGAGUAGCAACGAACGAUCUCUUGUCUGGCGAGAAAUCGACGCCACGUUCGAGAAUCGUAUAUUGACAGGUGCGGUGAUAAAUUCUAAUCACAUCGAGCCGCAGCAAUUUUUAGAAGACGCUAGCAGUGUAGUUCUAGAGCGAAUGCGAGACGCUGAUAAACGUGCUAAUAAGAGUAUAGUUACAAAGAACAGCGAGAUAUACCGAUUUGCGCGAGUGGUACGAGCACGUCCUAUCAUCCAGCCUAUCCUAGCAUCGCUCGAAGAGUUCCAGGAACGCGACAGAGGGUGGGCAUUGUUACGUAUAUUGAAUUUGACUAUCAAUGUGAACAAACUGAAUUCCCUGCGCGUGGGAUGUCACAUCGAAGUGCCUCAAGAAAUAGUGACGAAAUGAGCGAUAAUCAGUGUUCGUACGACGGACAAUGCCUGUUUCGCGUGGUCGAGUCUGUACCCAGCUGAAAAAUAUACGGAGCGGGAAUCGUCUUAUCCGCAUUACAUGACAGUGUUGAAUCUCAUGGAUAUCGAAUUUCCAAUAACUUUCAAAGACAUUUUUAAAUUCGAACGAUUGAACAUGGUGUCGAUCAACAUGUACGGCAUCGAGAAUAAACAAGUUCUUCCUCUGCGGUUCACCGAUGACAAGAAGCACGUCAAUCUCCUGUAUCUACAAGAUUCACACAACGACAACCUUGGUUACUUUACGUGUAUCAAGAACCUGUCGCGUCUCGUGAGUUCGCAAAUUAUUAGGAAAAAGAACAAGAAGUUUUUCUGCGAUCGGCGCCUUCAUUACUUCGGUUCGUGCGAAAAAUUGCAAUUGCACGAAGUGGACUGCCAGAAAAUCAAUGAUUGCGCCAUCCGACUGCCGAGCGAGGACGACAAGUGGCUCGAAUUUGGAAAUCACUGUAAUAAGGAGCGCGUCCCAUUCAUCAUCUAUGUUGACCUGGAGUGCGUCCUACGUAAGACAGAAUCCGACAAGGAAGAUGCGUCGUCAUAUGCGUAUCAGCGGCAUGAAGCGCUUAGCAUAGGCUAUUACGUGCGAUGCGCGUACGAUACAUUAUCAUCGUACUACUUCCAUCGCGAUGAAGACUAUAUAACGUAG